CACCAAGCUCACACAACAAACACUCGCAAUGCUCCAUCAAAAUGGUUAAAUGUGGUCUCUACGGCGUGAUCUCAACGCCAACAAACUGAUUGAGGCUCAAAGGUCCGUGCUCAAAUUCAUGAUCAGCUCAUAACAAAAAAUUCAGGCAAUUCAGGGAAAUGAAGGUGUUGUCGGUGAUACCUCAUGGGAGUAGACAUUAUGUAGUUAAUGCGACGAUUAAUUCAUCAUAUUUGUGGUCGGAAUGCAUAGUCCUUUGUUUGACAAAAAAUAUGCGUCUGCAAGACACUACUAAUCCAUCAUAUUCUUAUGAUUUGAAUGUCUUUUCAAAUUGGACUGCCAACAUUGGUGACAAUGUUGCGGGUGAAAGUAACGAUGGUCAUGUUCGUAUUUCCAUUACUGAAGAUCUAUUGAUACAAACAGAUGGAGAUCAUAUAGCUGCAAUAUUGAAAGCAUAUUUCCGUAAUAUGUUGAAUCUGCAGGCGAUAUGGGUUGUUUGCGCGACCGUGCAAUUUUGACACUGACACUGGCUGUGGUUGAAACUGUUAAUGACUA
Messenger RNA from Cuscuta europaea, 552 nucleotides. The record is from the annotation of a GenBank genome assembly. Lineage: Eukaryota; Viridiplantae; Streptophyta; Magnoliopsida; Solanales; Convolvulaceae.